This is a messenger RNA of Paramecium tetraurelia, 2298 nucleotides long. RefSeq lists its product as uncharacterized. Lineage: Eukaryota; Ciliophora; Oligohymenophorea; Peniculida; Parameciidae. The record is from RefSeq and is a predicted model, not a curated record. The transcript has 5 exons.
AUGCAAACCCAAGACCUCGUUGAAUAUCUGGAAUAAGAUGUCAAAAGCUUUAAUCAACUCUUCACUUUCCUUCCCUAUCAACCCUCAUUCUAUAAUUACAUCACCAAGUAUCAAUUGAAAUCCAUUCAAAUCGAAUUGAAGAGUGAAGAAUUCCUACCAUCCAUCUUCGUUAAUGAUAAAUUGCAACAUAAAAUUAAGUAUCAUCAGCAAUUCAAACAAGCCUAUGGGUUAACCAAUUCUUUUGAAUUCGAUAAUACAAUCUCAAUUGAUAUUAUUUCUUAUGACAUAGAAGAAACUUAUAAAGAAAAAUUGGAAAACGAUAACAUGUAUCCAAUCUUAUUAAACUUUGCUGUUGCUAAUUCGAAUUGGAAUGCUGACUCACUUGCUCAAUUUUUUAAUCAAAAAGCCUGCUCAUAUAAUACAAUUAAUAUUGAUCUGCUCUAUUUGAAUUUAUUUCGAUUUGCUUUGUACUUCUAAAAAUGUAAUCAAAUCACUACUUUUCUGCAUUAUCCAUCCAUCAAAUUUAGAUUAUAAGAAAUAAGACAUACCAACAAAUUUGUAGAAACCCCUUUGACUAAAAUGAUUACAAAAUCCAGAUCAAGCCAAAAGAAAGAAAAGGUUCAAUACAAAUUUGGAUUUCUCUCUCUUGAUCAAUCCAAUAGGAUCUUCCCUUUGAUGAUUCAAGAUCCUCUUAUCUUUUAAUUGCCAUUAAUAGGUACUUGGUUAUAUUCAAAUGAUGCUUAUGAUGAACCAUUAAAUAAUAGAUAAUACAUAUGGACAAUGUUAACAGAAUAUAUCUGUAGUCCAUAUAUCACCAGAAGAAUCUGCAAAGAUUAAUAUGAUUAAUUUCUAUUCAUUCAAUUCCAAAAGAAUCAAUCUCCAUAAUUCUUUGAAGUUAGCAUACAAGAAGACCCUCAAUAUAAAAUCGUAAGAUCUUAGGAGAGAAUACUUAAUCUAGAUCAUCAUCAAAUCGAUCUAGCCUCUGCUCAGCCUUUUAAUUAAAUCGAAAAAGUGGCGGAUUUAUAUAAUCCUAUCAAUCAUACCAAUCAGAUCCCCAACAAGAUCUCCGUUAAUACUCAAAAUAUUAAUAAACAGAAACUGUAAUCUGCAGAACCCAUUCAAACUAUAGAAUAAUCAUUUUAAUAAGAAAGUACAGUCAAAUAGCCACCAGUUCCUUAACCAUUGGACUCCAAUCAAAGUUAUUAAUCUGCAAACUUCCCUUAAAAUUAGCAUCUGACUGAAAGAUUGGUCAUCAUGCAAUCAGAAUAGUUGAAAUUAAUGCAAACUCAAAUUAUAGAUUUGCAAAGAGCUCUUCUUCACUAAAUGCAAAAACCUUAAAUAUAAUAACCCAUGAGUCCUCCAAGAAAUGAAUAGACGUUUCAUCCUUCGAAUAAGAGAAUGGGAUUGCCAGUAUAGAAGAUAGAUUUCUUAAGCGAAUAAUUGAAAUUGAAAACUCAGUCCAAAAAAAAAGAAUAGGAGAUCGAAGAGAUCGCUUAAUAGAUUUUAUGUGACAAGAUAGAAUCGAUGUAAAAUUCUACAAGGAAUUCAAUUAAUAAAUUGAUCUCAUAGAAUAAUUCAAACAAUUCAGACACUUCUAAUCAAUUCAAAAUUUCAACGAAUAAAAAACAAUCCUUAGGCGAUUUAAUUAUAUCUAUGAAGGAUAGUGAUAUCAAGAGAUAAAUUAAAAGAAAUUAAGCCAUGAUUUAGGAUAUCAAUGGAAAUACACAAAUUGAAAAUAUUCAUCAACAACAUUCCUAAUCUUUGUCACCAUUUUCUUUAUAGAAUUAACAAUCAGAUAAGAAUCAUUAUCUAUAAAUUCAAUCCCCAACAUUCAACUAAUAAAAGGAUGUUUCAUAGUUUAAUUAUAUGACUAACAAUACCUUCUAAUAAGAAAGUCCAAUUAAAUAUGUUAGAAUUGAUUAAUUUACUUAAUAAUUAUAUUAGCAAUAAUAAUAAUAAUAGUUGCAAUAAUAAUAAUUAACAAUAAUAACAGGUAAUAAUAAAUAUUUGUAGUUUCAAUAAUAACAAUAAUAAUAACAAUAAUAAUAGCAAUAACAAUAACAAUCACUAAAGAAGUCCUAAUAAUAGUUACAAUCUUCAAAUCUCAAAUAAUCAGGUUUAAUUUCAUCGAUUUAGAAAUCAUAUAACAAAGAGAAUAUUAUGACCAAUAAUUAAUUGGAAUAGAGUGCUGGAUCUAAAGCAAUGCCUAAGAUUAAAUUUAACUUGAAGGAUUAUGACGACUCAGAUUCAGAUGAAGAGGUUAAGAAAUUGUAAAUGAAAUACCUAAAGAAGAGAUGA